AUGUCAUCAACGACGUUCAACAGCAGGUUCAUUAGUGAGAAGGAGAUAGAGGAGCAAGGUGGUGCUCCAAAGAAGGAUGUAGAGUAUGAUCCAAGAAGUCUAUACGAGAGGCUACAAGAACAAAAGGCAAAGAGAGAUGAUGAGUGGAAUGAGAAACAUAAAGAUAAGGCAUCUGAAGGAUUGAAUGAAGAUGAUAUACAAUAUUAUCAAGAAAGAGAGCAUGAAGAGAUUGAAGCAAAGAGAAGGGAACAAGAGGAGAUUGACAGAGAACUGCGGCUCUUUAAGAGGGAGCAAGCUACUUUGGUAAUCAAGACUGUUGGUAAUGGUAGUGGUGGUGUCAGUGGCAGUAUAGUCGAUCAAUUACCAAUUACAACAUUAAUUGAUGAACCUCCUGUGCUAUUGGCGGAACCAAAGAAGAGAUUGGUCAAUGUUAAACUCAUACCAACUACAACGCUCGCUACGAAGCAACAACAGAACAACAACAAACGAACUACUACAGAGGAUAAUGAUCAGAAAGAUGAUGAUUCAAACAAGAAGCCCAAGACAGUGCCUGUUGUUGCAUCACUGUUUGCUUAUGACAGUGAUGAUGAAGAUGAACAGGAUGGCGAUGAAGAGUCCAAAGAGGAAAAUGGCAAGGACUAA
Molecule: messenger RNA, 642 nt
Organism: Acytostelium subglobosum LB1
Lineage: Eukaryota; Evosea; Eumycetozoa; Acytosteliales; Acytosteliaceae
Exons: 2
Coding region: 1-642 (213 amino acids)
Cellular component (GO): nucleus
Source: RefSeq, a predicted model, not a curated record